AUGUACUUUACGGAUGAGUCGUCACCGACAAUGAUUAGGGCUAAUAAAAAAAGAAACAGACUUUCCUUCGUUUGUCAGGCUUGUCGAAAAGCCAAGACCAAGUGUGACCAGGAAAAGCCUCGAUGUGGCAGAUGUACCAAACAGAAUCUGUUUUGUAUUUAUGAUGUUGCCAGACAGCCGGCCCCAAGAAACCCGAAUAAAGAUGCUACCAUAGCGAGAUUGAAAAAGGACAUUCGAUACUGGAGAAAUAAAACCGUAGAUCUGACUCAAGAAAAGAAGGACUUUUACACUGCAUUGAAAAGACCCACUGAAGAGUUAAACACUAGGAGAGCAUGUAAAAGUUUGCAAGAAAACAGUUUUCCAAUAAGUCUUUAUAAGACUCAUCCUAGGCUGAUUAUGACCAAGGUAAUGAAAAGAGAAAUCAAUCCUUUAUCAGAAAAAUACCUGAUAUUUCAAGAUACUUUCCUUAAAACAUUGAUUGCAUCUGUGCUUUUAAGUUCAUCCAGAAACUCCAUGAUUCCUGCCUUAAAUGCAGAUAUUAGCAGCUCCAGGACACAACCAUGCGUAAAGAAUAACGUGGUGAAAAUGAAAGAAGUUCUAUUGAAAAAUUCAAAAUAUGAAUCACAGAGAAAGUCCAUCAAUGAGUUUACUGACAGGCUUUUGCAGAGGAAGAACCCAGAAGAGCAGUCUGCAAUUAAUAAGGUGAUUUCUUUACUAUACAGUAACAGGGAAUCGUCAUACCUAGAGGAUACAUGUCCUUCCGAAAACGACUAUUCGGAUUUGUUGAAAGGCUACAUCAAUGAAAUUGAAAAGACUCUUCCUCCAAAGGCUAUUACAGAACAAUAUCUUUCUCACUUUUUUGAGCAUAUUUUCCACUUAAUACCGUUUGCGAGCAAAGAAAUGUUAGAAGAGUCUAUACACACAACAGUGCAGUACAAUGGACUGGGGGAGGUACGACUAUCCAUGGGGACAACUCUUAUACGAAACAAAAUGGAAAAUUUAUGUAUCUUACUGUUAAUAUUGAGGAUUGCCUACAUCUCUUUAACAUUUAUAGAAGAUAAGAUCGAAGAUUACAGCCCCUAUAUUACUAAAGAUAUGUUAGAGAAAUAUCCUAUCCAAAGCGAGGUAAUUUUCUUAGCCCAGCAGAUACUUGCAUCUGAGAAUUGGUGUGCUUGCGCAAACGAAAAUACCAUCUCAUGCCUACUUUAUAUUUGGUGUGCAUUUGUUUUCUCCCCUACUGAGGGUGACUUUUUGUUAGAGCAACCAUCUGAUGUUAUUAUUAACCUUGUGAUAAUAAUAGGUACGUCCAUCGGAUUGCAUCGUGAUCCAUCGGACUUUCCAGCCUUGAAUCACCCCGAAAUUUCAGACAAAAGGCUGCUGAACCUAAGAAGGAUACAAUGGUUAUCAAUCAUUUCUAUGGCAACUUUAGAAUCAAGUCUGAAAGGUAGGCUGUUAGUAUCACCCCUUUCUAUGAUUGAUCUUUUCAUUAAUGUCCGAGAUCCUAAUUGCAUAGAAAUCUAUAAAAAACGGGUUAAAAAGGAUCUAACAGGUUCCGAAUCAGAUGAACAAUUACUAGAAAUCCAUGAAAUAUUCUUUCACAGAGCUCAAUUGGCACUAUUCUUGUCUGAUUUGAACAACAUAACUAUUUCUUACAGUGGUUCGGUUCCAAUGGACACGAUAGAAACGUUGCGCAUUAAGGCUAACGAACUGCUGAAGAACAACUUUCAGUUAAGAAGUGUGGAUAUCAAUAUCUAUGAUGUGGAAAAGACGUUCCAAAAACUAAGCUUCAAUUCGGUUUUGAACUCAAUAAGUUUGUCAGGUCAAGUUUUGGGUAAACUAAUGAUGCUGAGAGCUUCGAUAGCGUUGAUGUUAUAUUUUGAAACACUUGCAAUGGAAAGAAGCGAAUGCUUGCCUUUUUUUUUUAAGUAUUUUUUUCAAUGCUGUGCAGAUACCAUUUCUCUAAUAAGAUUUUUUUUAUUGUACUUUAAUGGUAGUUACGAAAAAGUCCUUUCUUCUUUAGUAUGCUUCAUCACUACAAAAGUAAUACAGUUAGCUGUUCCUACCACAAUGUUUACGCUUUUGGUAAUUAUUAUGAGGGUAGAGCUUGCCAAGAAUAUGUUGCUUGUUAAGUGUAACGAAUGUAAUACUAGAGGUGACAUCAGUAGCCUCCCAGAAAUAAAAGAGAAAAUUAAGUCACUAGACACUAUCAAAGACAACUUUGAAAGGCUUUUGUUGGAAGUAUACCUACUUGCCUCCCAAAAUCUGAGGUUUAAGUAUUUCUACAUUUUCAAGAUGUUAACGUUAUUUGACGUAUUUAUCCAAAGACUGAGAAAAGGUCGGUUAUUCUCCGGCUUGUUUGUCAAAGUGGACAAGGACCUAACUACUAAAAAAAUUGCGACGAUGCUAGAGUUGACACUCGGUAUCAACUUAGACAAGUCUGAUCAUUUAAUUGAUAGACUAAAAGGUAAAAAUCUUACUGUUAAUUUUACACUCGACCAACUAAACGAAAUCAUUAAAGAGUUCGAUAAAAUAAAAGAUAUUGGUACUGCUGAUUCACAAAAUUCUUUGAAUCCUUCAAAGCCAAGCAUGAAAGAUAAUACUCCCACAAUUGAGCUUUUACUCAACUCUAAUAUGGAGAAGGAGGGCGUACCAUCAUGUAGUAGUUCAAAUGACCCCACUAACGUGGGUAGCACCUCUUAUAAUUUAUCACACAAUAUCAGUAUUCACAAUGAUGGUGAAAACACGCCACAGUUAACCCGUUCGAGUGAAAAUAGCUGUGUCACUCCCAACUUACAUUUUAUGGCAAUAAACAACAACUAUGGUGACAACAGCAGCAACAGUAACAACAAUGAUAACGUUAAGUUACCAAGCAACUUCAAGAACUACUAUGACCCACCCAUGUCUUCUUUGGAUGUAUCCAUGGAUGUGCCAGACAUUUUUGGUAGUCUUGAUUUCUUUGAUUAUGACCUUCUUUUUCAGAAUGACUAA
Saccharomyces mikatae IFO 1815 is the source of this 2988-nucleotide messenger RNA. It is a transcript of the gene PIP2, whose product is annotated as oleate-activated transcription factor PIP2. The transcript has a single exon. Gene Ontology annotation, cellular component: nucleus. Gene Ontology annotation, molecular function: zinc ion binding; DNA-binding transcription factor activity, RNA polymerase II-specific. Lineage: Eukaryota; Fungi; Ascomycota; Saccharomycetes; Saccharomycetales; Saccharomycetaceae. The record is from RefSeq and is a predicted model, not a curated record. The coding region runs from base 1 to 2988 and encodes 995 amino acids. Gene Ontology annotation, biological process: positive regulation of transcription by RNA polymerase II.